AUGACCACAUUGCUUCUCGUCAUCGGCUGCUUGAGCAUUGCACGCGACAACAAGCAAGCGUUGUCCGCCGUGGUGGCCCUGAUGGCUAUUUGGGCCUUCUUGUUUCAACUGACCCUCAGAGCUGCGGCCUACGCUGUCGGCGGCGAGACUGCCACCCCCCGACUGCGCCAAAAGACAUACUCGAUCAACGUCAUGAGCAACACGGCGGCGGCAUGCUUGGUCGGCCAAAUAGUACCGAUUCUCAUCAACCCGGGGAAUGCAAACCUCGGUGCAAAGGUGGCGUUCGUGUUCUUUGGCCCAUCACUACUCUCCUCAGCCUACUUGUACUUCUGCUUCCCGGAGAUGAAGGGCCGCAGUUACUUGGAGCUGGAGGAGAUGUUCCAAAAGAAAAUACCGACCAGGGACUUCAAAAAUUACAGCUGUGUCGUGGAUGUGGUUGAUGUUGACGGGGAAAAGCCUGUCGUUGUCUUGCGAGACUGA
Molecule: messenger RNA, 480 nt
Organism: Diaporthe citri
Lineage: Eukaryota; Fungi; Ascomycota; Sordariomycetes; Diaporthales; Diaporthaceae
Exons: 2
Coding region: 1-480 (159 amino acids)
Biological process (GO): carbohydrate transport; transmembrane transport
Cellular component (GO): membrane
Molecular function (GO): carbohydrate:proton symporter activity
Source: RefSeq, a predicted model, not a curated record